Messenger RNA from Galleria mellonella (greater wax moth), 2038 nucleotides. RefSeq names its product protein YIPF6 (gene Yipf6). Gene Ontology annotation, cellular component: trans-Golgi network; membrane. The record is from RefSeq and is a predicted model, not a curated record. The coding region runs from base 134 to 811 and encodes 225 amino acids. Lineage: Eukaryota; Metazoa; Arthropoda; Insecta; Lepidoptera; Pyralidae. Gene Ontology annotation, biological process: endoplasmic reticulum to Golgi vesicle-mediated transport. The transcript is spliced from 6 exons.
UCAUAAAACAACAAUCAUUAAUUUGACGUGUAUGUUUUCUUUGGAUAAUGAGGAUAAGUAAAGAAAUUUUUUAAUUAUUUUCUGUGACUACUUCGAUUAAUUACUUGAGAAAAUCAUUACAAAUAUUGUAAAAAUGAGCACUUUCGAUUCGAAAUAUGAUAUGUAUCCAGCUGGCGAUGUCGGUGUGGUUGAAGGGGAAAUGAAUAUACCCUCUCAGGGUGCCCCGUCUGGUGAUGCAAUGGAAUUUAACACUCUCGAUGAACCUAUCAAAGAGACAUUUAUGCGUGAUCUCAGAGCAGUCGGAAAUAAGUUUUACCAUGUCCUAAUACCCAGAGAAAAGACUAGUUUAUUAAAAGAAUGGGAUUUAUGGGGACCGUUAUUAUUAUGUACACUGAUGGCGACCAUCCUCCAAGGGUCGACACAGAGAGCAGACAACUCGAAUGAUGGUGGACCAGAAUUUGCUGAAGUAUUUGUCCUAGUGUGGAUAGGAGCAGCUAUUGUCACUAUCAAUUCUAAACUAUUAGGUGGCAACAUAUCAUUCUUCCAGUCAGUGUGUGUACUGGGCUACUGUUUAUUUCCGGUAGCGCUGGCGCUGGUCGUCUGCCGUUUGAUACUCUUCGCUACACAGACUACCUUUCUGUUCUUCCUGAGGUUGAUCAUAUCAAUGACCGGAUUUGUUUGGGCCACAUUUGCUGCAACCAAAUUUCUCGGGGAUAGUCAGCCUCCAGGAAAAAAGGCGCUCGCUGUGUACCCCAUAUGCCUGUUCUACUUCAUCCUAUCGUGGUUGGUCGUUUCACACAGCAACGUGUAGAGAACACGCACACAUGGACAAUAUAGUCAUUGUAUUUAUUAUUGUGAUACGAACUUUUUAGUGUAAUUUUGUGAAUAGAUGUUAGUUAAGGCUGUUUGUAAAGUUGACUGUAAGUAUUCCUUGUUCGAAUGUGUAUGAUUUAUUUUUCGAACUAGUAUGGUAAUGUCUAAUACAUAAAAGGCGUCAUUCUUAAGUCACUUUAAACAAUGACAUCCCUUUUUAAAUUGCCGAUGUUGCCAUGUUGCAUACUUGGCAUAAAUAGUAGACAAUCUUGGCAUUAAUUUUUAUCAAAAUUAGUGUUUUAAACUAAUAACUAAAAAAAAAAAAGUUUUUGUAUUGAUUGUAUUUUUUUGGCUAUUUUAUUUUAAAUUACUAAUUAUGCCAAGUAUAAAAAAUAUAUAUAUAAAUUAUAAUCAGUAAUUUUUAUUCCUAUUUAUUUGAUAUCUCGUGUUACUGUUUUGGUGAAAUUGGAACAUUCCAAACUUGUAAUAUAUUAUUCCGAAUUAUGUGACUACUUCUGCUUGUCUCCACAUUUGUAUAAAACUGUUGAUGAUAAUUAUUGUGGUGGGGAUAGAUGGUGUCAAUUCUUAAAGUCAUUAUUUAUAAAAAUGCAAUACAAGGACCCAAUAACCAAUAACAGCUGAGCGCAUGUCGUUGAAAAGCUCUUUUUAUGAUUGCCAUUUAUUAUCUAAAAUUAUUCAGGGAAGUUCCUAACAAUUUUUUUAAUUACCUCUUAAAGCUUCCUUUUUUUUAUACAACUUAGAAUGGCAACAAGCUGACGGCCCACCUGAUGGAAAGUGGUAACCAUCGCCUAUAGACAUGAGUAAAAAGACUUAAUUGUCAACGAUUAUGUCAAUAUUAAAUAAUGUCUCAUUGUUAUUGGUGCUGGGGACUCGUUCCUAAUAUUUUGGAUCGUUUCUCUUAUAUCUCUAAAAUUCAUUCAUUCUAGAGAUUAUUUACAGCAAUUAUGCUUUAAAUAUUCUCUAUAAGUAUUAACUUUCCGCUAGCGUCAUUUUAUAUUUAGUAUCUCUAAUUUUAGUGAAUUUUAAAGAUAGAUUUAAAUAAUGAAUUUAUAGAAUGUACGACAAUAUCCCCCCGCUGUCCCCAUGUGGUGAGGUCAAUUGGGGACAAUAGCGAUACUGCACGGGGACAACGGAGCUGGGCACGUGAAGGCAAUGAAGGAUGCAUUUUGUAUAUACUAUUAAUUAAAAGACUAUUUUCCGUCUA